AAUAUCAUGUCCCACUCUAAUAUCACUCACAGGCCAUUCUGAUAUCAUUCAUGGUCCACUCGGAUAUCAUGUUCCACUCUAAUAUCAUUCCCAGGCCACUUUGAUAUCAUUCAUGUUCCUCUUUAGUAUCACUCCCAGGCUACUUUGAUAUCAUUCAUGUUCUACUCUAAUAUCACUCACAUUCCACUCUGAUAUCAUGCAUGUUCCUCUUUAGUAUAAUUCCCAGGCCACUUUGAUAUCACUCAUGUCCCACUCUAAUGUCACUCACAGGCCACUCUGAUAUCACUCAUGUUCUACUCUAAUAUGAUUCACAGGCCACUGUGAUAUCACUCAUGUCCUCCCACUUUAAUAUCACUCACAGGCCACUUUGAUAUAAUUCAUGUUCCACUCAGCUAUAACAGGCCACUCUGAUAUCACUCAUGUUCCCGCUCUAAUAUCACUCACAGAACACUCUGAUAUCAUUCAUGUUCCACUCUAAUAUCACUCACAGUCCGCUGUCAUAUCACUCACAGGCCACUUUUGAUAUCAUUCUAAUAUCUGAUGUCACUCACGUGCCACAUUUGGCCCACGAGCUGCCGGUUGGAUAUCAGUGCUGUAGAUAUUAAAAAGACAGACAGGAAAAAGUGCAAGGAUACGAAAGAGAGGCCAGCUAGUGGACUGUUUUAAUCAACUGGACUCUUGGAAGCCGUUUAUGGAAGGAAGCCACGAUACUGAUCUCGAUUCGGUUUCAGUUCGCUUGACAACGGUGAGAGCACAACCAGGAAGAACACGCACGCACGCACGCACGCACAGUUACACACACCCACAGCGCCAGCGAUCGUCCUCCCCUCCUCCCCAACUCUCCCAGUUUACCGAGCCGUGCCAUCGCACCAGUCCGGCUCCCUCGUCUCGCUCCCCGGCACACGUUCACUCGUUCGACGGCCCCCUCCCGGCAGUCAGGCAGGCAGGCAGGCAGGAAGUACGGCGGCCCAGUCAAGAAGCAUGUGAUGACCCACACCAAGCAAAGGGGUUCCAACCAACACCGGGACCGCAGCCCUCCGUGGCUGCAUGGUGGCGCUAUGGGCGGCGACCAGCCCGAGCGCUCUCUCCGCUUCGGCCGCACCAAGAAGAUAAGUGCAGUCGUCCACGGAAGGAAGAUGAUGAAGGACAAGGGAUCUGAUCAUACCCAGAAACUGGACUGCGAUAAAAAAUGGGACAGGAAGUUGUAUCCACUAAGGGGGAGAAUGGGGGAGGGGCUUAGGUGCCAUGUGCUCCUCACAAGGUUGGAGGAAAGCCCCCGCGGGCAAAAGAAACCUGUAGAGAGAAAGGUGCCCGACAAGGCCAGGAAAGGUGGGAUUGGCGUAAGACCAGAGGACAAGAUGACAUCAAAAGUCAAAUCCAAGCGGAGUGACUUCGUACACGUCUCGCAACCACGCAAGCGCCGCCUCGCCUCGCUCAACGCCGAGGCGGUGAACAGCCUGCUACUGGAAAGAGCCACUGACCAACCGGCAGUCAAACAAGCUAAAAGACAGGAGGAGCCCGCAAGUGGAGCGCUUUCCCCGGGUGGGUUUCCGGCGGCCAGGAGCCCCACCGCGCCAGCUCUGAAUGUUGCUAAACCCUCCUCGUCUCACAAGCCAGACCAGUGCCGAAUCUCUGUGAAGGUCAGGAGAAAAACCACCAGAGUCGGUGAGAGUAGAAGGUUGAGUUUGGACAUUCUGGAUACACCCACACCGAGGAGACUGGCCGGUCUCAACGCCGCCGCCCUGCUGAAGUUGACCAGCUCGUCUGCGGUGACGAAGCCACGAGUAAAAGCGCCCUCGAGCGCUUCCGUCGCAUCUGACUGCAAGAAUCCUGCUGCACCCCAAAAACAGCCCCCUCGAGUCAAACACAAAGGGCGCUCACCAAAACUAAAAGGGAGCCCCAUGAAGGCGGCCCCCAUGCACUGUAGCUGCUCCGCUUGCAAAGAGAAGACUGGCUUUGAGCCCAAAGUGGAAUGGGAGUCCGGUACUGUCGCCAAAACGGGCUACCAGUCGCGCAGCAUGCUCGGGUACUCGCUGAAAAACGUGAAGGAAGAGCAGCUGGAAACCGAACUGAGCCCUUGCUACUGCUGUCCCCCUGGGGGCUCCGUGGAGUACUGUCACCGCCUGGCCUUCUUCCUGGGUCAGCAACCCUACGCAGAGUCAGGUGAUCAACCCAUCAGCUCGGCGGUGGCCCCUGUGAAGCGUGAGUGCCUUGUCACUUCGCCGCCCCUUACCCACUCCCACCCCGCCCUGACCCUCAGCCACCACCCCUGCCUCUGCUACUACGUCCACAUCACCCCACACCCGCCGCACACCGGAGCAUCCGCGCCGCCGCUCACGUCCAGACGUCUGAGUUUUUCCCCACCCGGCUUAUGCCCUGAUCGGACCAUUGGUUCCAAGCCGCCGGGUGCUCCGGUGAGACACACAUCGGGGAUGCCCCACCCGCCCCACCCGUCCUGCUGCAGCACGGUCGGCUCGCCUUGUUGCGGCCAAGCCUGCGGAAUCAACAACUACACCUGCAGGUGUCAACACCUGCCUCCUCUCCACAGCAGGGGCUGCUCUUUCAGCGCGGGAUGCACCGGAUGCUCGCAGGGCAUCAAAACAGAGACCUUCUCCUCCCCUCAGGGUGACCACAGUCCCACCCAGACUAAUCCCCACCUGCAGCAGCAGCCCCGGGCCGGGCUAAAAGCAUCCGCAGAGAACCCACCGGGCACCAAGGCCUCCGCCAACGGUCGCCGGCAUUCGCCCCAGCAGCUUCCUCCAUCCCCGCCGAGCCCUUGCAAACUAAAGAAAGUGGUCCGCAGACGCGCCACCAACGGCUGGCGGCCUGUUGGAACCCCCGCAGAGAAGGAGGUUUUCAUCGCGGGGGAGGAUGAGACGGCGCUCCGGCUGUGCUACGAAGGCGUUGAGAGGGACGGUGAAGUGAUCCGCGUUCGAGACACGGUGCUGCUUCGAUCGGGUCCCAGGAAGAAAUCCCUGCCGUACGUGGCCAAGAUAUCAGCGUUGUGGGAGGAUCCCAAAUCAGGGGAGCUGAUGAUGAGUCUUUUCUGGUACUACCGACCUGAGCACACCCAGGGAGGCCGAGAUCCCGGCGCACACUGUGAGAACGAGAUCUUUGCCUCUCGACAUCAAGACGAGAACAGCGUGGCCUGCAUUGAAGACAGAUGCUACGUCCUCCCGCUAGCCCAGUACUGUAGAUAUUGUGCCUUGAUGAAGCGACGUUCCGAAGGCGCCCCGCCCGGCGGCUCAAGCACGGUGCACCCGUGCACGGACUUCGCACCCCCCUCCCACCGCUGUGUGCCCAGCGAUGUGGACCCGGAGCUGGUCUACCUGUGCCGCCACGUCUACGACUUCCGCUACGGACGCAUCCUGAAGAACCUGCAGUAGGAUUUUUAACACCCGCAUCCACUACACUGCACCCCCCCCUACAGCUGAAGGACCGGUUUUAGAAGCACAUAGCCCUUUAGCUGGCUGAAGAGGUUACAAUAAAUAGUCAAUGUCUGGGUGGGAUGCACCACUAACACCCCCCCCCCCCAAGCCCCCCACCCACCCACUGCCCCAUCUCUCUGCCUGCCAGGCAUGCUGAUCAGGCUGACCGUUUAGCAUGUUAGCGCUAAAACCAUAUUUGUAAGCCACUGGCUCAGGGGGGGCUCUGGCGGCUAGGGUUCUUUUCUUCCGGGGUGGGGUGGUAAAGCAUCCAGGCUGGAGGAGCAGCUAAUGGACAGUUUGGUGCUGGGAGAGCGAGUGUUGUCGGUGUGGAUAAAUGUGGGAAUGUGUUUUUGGUUUUAUGAUGAUUUUGUCCCGGAUGCUUUCAGGCAAUCAAACCAAACAAAAGCAGCUCUUUUGACAGGAAGACGAUCUCUCUGGCCGUCCUCUGUGCUGCCCAUUUUUUUCAAACGACGCUCUGCACAAUCUAAAAUAUUCCUCUCAUCGACCAAAGUCGCUCCGGAUUUCUUCUUCUCGCCUUUUAGCCUUUAUUUAUUUAUUUAUUUAUUUUUUAAUGGGUCCAAUCAGGAAACUAAUGAGUUGAACAAUCCUUGCUCUACCGCUUCUAUUCUGAUCAGGCUCACCAGGGGGCGCUAGAGUAAACGAUAGGUAGAGUUGGCACAAACGCAUGGUUUGUGUUUCCAGUGGUGGCGGGAUGAUGUUAGCAAUGUCUGCUACAUAAAUAGUAGCAGUGGUGAGAUUACAUGGUGACUGGUCACGUAAGCCCUGGUCCUGGGACGCGGAUGAAGUAAAUGAAUGAACCACACGAUGAAGGAAAUAAUAAUAAUUAUUAAAUUAAAUAAUAAUAAUAAUGAAAUAAUAAUAAUCAACAUAUUGCCGUGUGCACGCAUCUGUCUUCCUCCUCUUCCGCCUCCAAACAAGCAGGAAGGGGGUUUCUUUUUUCCCAUAGAACAACAACAUGAACGGAGUGAGCCUUUUUGCCUCUGGGUGAAUGGAGGCUGGGCCGCUAGCAUGCUAGCAUACACACAGAAGAAUGCAAGGUAACAUAAUAGAAAUGAAAUGAUUGCAAUCAAAAAUAUCAUGUCAAAUAUCAUCACGUCCCGGUAAAUAGCGUGACACGAUGCUAAGGAAAUUAGCAAGAUGGCACAGUGUGAUAAUAAAGUUUUUUUUUUUUUUUUUACACUAUAAUAUUUUGCUACCUCAGUUUGCCAGCUUCUCUAAUAUGUGGCUUCAUUCAUCCAUCUUCUCCCGCUUACCCAAGAUCUGGUCUCGGAGGCAGGCAGCCCAAGCAGGGAAAACCCAGAUUCGGCUCUGCACGGAUGCCGGUGCCUCCCCGGGAGGCCUCCUACUGGUUGGACAUGCCCUGACCUCCUCCCCAGGGAGGUGUCCGGGUGGCAUCCUGAUAUGAUGCCUGAGCCACAUCAUCUGGCUCCUCUCAAUAUGGAGAAAUUGUCCAUAGGUAUGAAUGUGGGUGGGAAUUUGUCUAUAUGUGCCCUGUGAUUGGCUGGCCACCAGUCCAGGGUGUACCCCGCCUCUUGCCCGAAGACAGCUGGGAUAGGCUCCAGCACCCCCCCUCCCGACCCUAGUGAGGAUAAGCGGUAGAAAAUGAAUGAAUGAAUGAAUGCUCAAGAAUCCAUUGCUUUGGUCUGAAAGUCCACUGCCCAGAUUUAAGCAAGCGCAUUCCAUCAAUAUCCCUUUGUCUCGCCACUUCCUGGUCUGUUGCUCCGCCUCCCAGUGUUACCACACAAGUCCCGCCUCCUCCAUUCCUCCUCAGAACUUUGCUUCAUUCUCGUGUUAAAUUGCACUAAAGCAUUCCCAGUAAUCGUAGCUGAUGAAAUAGUGAAGAUGUCAUGGCUGCUAUCAGUUGAGUAGUAUAGUAGUCGUAGUAGUAGUAAUCGUAGUAUUGUUACAGUUGUACUACUGGUCCAGUACGGUAAACAUGACAGAAGCCAUUCCAUUGAUUUAGCUUUGAAGUACUUGUGAAUACACAGUAUCUAUAUGAAUAUAUGUAUUUAUGCAGAAAGGAAGCCAUGGUUGCGUGUUGGAGGUGAUGAGGUGCAUGAAUCCUCAAGACCAAAGUACGUGUAGUACUUUUGCUGGGAUGGCACAUGGAGUAUAUGUUGCUGGCCUCCAAGUGUGGAGGUCCCCUUCUAGAUGAUUUGUAAAAAGCCAUGUGAGCACGGGUUAGGUAGCCUGGUAAUAUGGGGGGGGGGUCAUCUGGACAAUAUACUGUGUGAAGGUAUGGAUUCACUUCUUUGAGGGCAUGCUUUGUGGGAAUGAUGAACUAUGAUGGGUUUGUUGGACGCAAUUUCAUUUUAGCCAAGAGCAAAGCACGCAGUCACAUGAGGCAUCUCCAGAUGUUUCCUCCAAUCGUGGCCUCCGCUCACAUCGACGCUGGGUGCUUUGGAUUGUUAACAAACACAAACAGAAGAUCCUCAGGGAAAGAAAACAAGUAUCUGUAAUAAUUAAGAGUUGCACAAGAAUAAUCCGGCUGAUUUCAGGGAUUUAUGAUAUCGUACUGAUAAAUCCCACCAAUCGUCAUCUCCACGUCUUCAGGCCAUGUUCUGCAAAUUCUCUAUUUCAUCUACAAAUGUUUCUCCCUUCUUUUAUCCUGGAAAACGAUGGACACGUGGCUCAAGUCUCCUGGAAAACUAUGGACGCAUGUUCUAAAGUUUCCUGGAAAACUAUGGACACAUGUUCUAAAGUCUCCUGGAAAACUAUGGACACAUGUUCUAAAGUCUCCUGGAAAACUAUGGACACAUGUUCUAAAGUCUCCUGGAAAACUAUGGACACAUGUUCUAAAGUCUCCUGGAAAACUAUGGACAUGUGGCUCAAGUCUCUUGGAAAAUUACUAAAGUCUCCUGGAAAACGAUGGACACGUGGCUCAAGUCUCCUGGAAAACUUUGGACGUGAGGCUCAAGUAUCCUGGAAAACUAUGGACACGUGUUCUAAAGUCUCAGAGAAAACUAUGGACACAUGGCUCAAGUCUCCUGGAAAGCUUUGGACACGUGGCUCAAGUCUCCUGGAAAACUAUGGACACAUGGUCUAAACUCUCCUGGAAAACUAUGGACACGUGGCUCAAGUCUCCUGGAAAACUUUGGACAUGUGGCUCAAGUCUCCUGGAAAGCUUUGGACAUGUGGCUCAAGUGUCCUGGAAAGCUUUGGACAUGUGGCUCAAGUCUCCUGGAAAGCUUUGGACAUGUGGCUCACGUCUCCUGGAAAGCUUUGGACAUGUGGCUCAAGUCUCCUGGAAAACUAUGGACACUUGAUCUAAACUCUCCUGGAAAACUAUGGACAUGUGGCUCAAGUCUCCUGGCAAACUUUGGACAUGUGGCUCAAGUCUCCUGGAAAGCUAUGGACAUGUGGCUCAAGUCUCCUGGAAAGCUAUGGACAUGUGGCUCAAGUCUCCUGGAAAACUUUGGACAUAUGUUUUAAACUCUCCUGGAAAACUAUGGACACAUGUUCUAAAGUCUCCUGGAAAAAUAUGGACAUGUGGCUCAGGUCUCCUGGAAAACUAUGGCCACAACGAUGGCGGUGUCUCGUCCACCGCCAUGUUAGUACUUCCAGGACAGAGCUGGAUCAUCAUGGCUAGUUACCAGCCAUCCAUUACCAGCAUUCCGGCAUCAGGGCUACAUUUUGGACAAGGUGCUUCCAAUACACUAUGGUGGUCGUCCUAAAGUAGGGAAGCUUUAGCUCCGCCUCCCACAGCACUGCAUUAUUUACAGGAAGCACAAAUAGAAACUCAAGUCAGGCUGUUAGAGUCUUGCUGUAACUGAUUUUAAAUGCCCGUCGCUCUCUGCACUUGAGCAAAUAAACACCUUCGGUCACUAUUAGAAGAAUUACGGUUGAGGCCUGGGAGCUGUCCUGCCGACCUUGCUGACCUUUUUAAAGGUGACCUCUGGGUUUGAGUGGUGGCCACCCGAGCGUCCUAUUGAUUUGUGCUGAUAAACGUGCACCUGACAGUCCUGGCGUAGGACAGGAUGCCCCCCCCCCACCCCCCUUGAAAACAUAGCGUGUGCAAUGAAAGAGCUUUUCUUCCACCAUACAUCCAUACCUCCAUCCAUCCAUCCAUACGUCCAUGCAGCUAGCCUUUCGUCUAGAUAUGCAUCCAAAAAGUCUCAUGCCCCCCCCCAAUACAAGAAAAUCCAAGUUUUCUUGUAUUUUCCAGGCUGGUGUAACGGGGCUACAAACACUGCUAAUAUUUGUUCCUUUUUGUGACGUCACACAGGAAGCGUCACCACUCAAAACGAAAGCGUGCUGCGUACUUUCUUGGCGACAUAUAUUUUCAUAUAUUUGGGGAUUCGGGGACUUAAAAAGUUAGGAUAUUUUUGCAGUAAAGAAGCGUGUAUCAGAUUUAUUGUCACUUUUUUUGUCAAAUGACGUAACAUCCCUGCUGAUUUCAAGUUGCAUUCAAAGACUAUUUAUACAUUUGAAAUGAAGUCCUUUGUGAACAUUUUGCGUGUGAGUGCUUUUUUUCCCCUCGCAUUUCAGACCACUCGGCUGUUUUUCCCUCUUCUGCAGGGCGCAGCAGUGCAAAAGGGAAGCUCGUCCGCUUGUAUGUGAUGAAAAUAGGAAGUGUGCGAGGACCUCCCGCCUUACCCCCUUAGUGAAAUAAAAGGAGGGAGGUCCUGCAUCCAAAUCUCCACAGGAGGUCAGCAGUGAGACGAGCGUGCGGAUCAGGGUCACUAUAGACCCUUUGCAAGGACUUUGCGGGUCCUAAUGAGGUCGCUCACUUAGGUCGCUCACUUGUCUGCUUAGGACGAUGGAGGUGUAACAAGAACCCCCCAGUGUAACCCCCUCCACACGCAUCCUGUCACUCAUUAUCUGCCAUUAGCCUGCAUGGCAGCAUUAGCAAAGCUAGUGAUUAGCGUACUAUAAUAACACCAAGGAAGACUGGCUGGGUCAGACUGGGAAACAACAAUAAGGGCGAGUAUUGGAUUAAUACAGGGGUGUUCAAAGUGCGGCUGGGGGGCCAUGUGUGGGCCGUAGCUGUAUUUUUUUUGGCCCUUGGCAAAUUCUAAAAAUAUUUAACAAGAAAGCAAAAAAAAAAAGAUUAGCGUAAUUUACAAGAAUACUUUUGAUAUGUCAUUUUAGUAGCAAGACAUUGAAACAUUAUACUAAAAUCUA
Doryrhamphus excisus (bluestripe pipefish) is the source of this 8573-nucleotide messenger RNA. Its product is annotated as bromo adjacent homology domain-containing 1 protein. Gene Ontology annotation, cellular component: chromatin silencing complex. The record is from RefSeq and is a predicted model, not a curated record. Gene Ontology annotation, biological process: negative regulation of DNA-templated transcription; heterochromatin formation. Lineage: Eukaryota; Metazoa; Chordata; Actinopteri; Syngnathiformes; Syngnathidae. Gene Ontology annotation, molecular function: transcription cis-regulatory region binding; chromatin binding.